AUGGUUGUCCGUCAGUAUAAUGAAGAAUUAAAAUACUUAGAAAAAAUCAAUCCAUAUUGCUGGAAAAUCAAGAAAGGUUUUCAACCUAACAUGAAUGUUGAAGGUGUGUUUUACGUGAAUAGUACACUCGAAAAGUUAAUGCUGGAUGAGCUGAAAAACUCAUGCAGACCUGGUAUGACUGGUGGGUUCCUCCCCGGCGUGAAACAAAUCGCUAAUGUGGCUGCGUUACCUGGUAUCGUCGGGCGAUCUGUUGGUUUGCCGGAUGUCCAUUCGGGAUAUGGAUUUGCUAUAGGAAAUAUGGCUGCUUUUGAUAUGUCUGACCCUACAUCAAUUGUGUCCCCUGGUGGUGUAGGAUUUGACAUCAACUGUGGAGUUCGUUUACUCAGGACAAAUCUUCAUGAAAAAGAUAUUAAGCCAAUUAAGGAACAACUAACCCAAAGCUUAUUCGAUCACAUACCAGUAGGUGUAGGAUCAAAAGGUAUUAUACCCAUGAAUGCUAGAGAUCUGGAGGAAGCAUUAGAAAUGGGCAUGGAUUGGUCUCUUCGUGAAGGUUAUGUGUGGGCUGAAGACAAAGAGCAUUGUGAAGAGUAUGGACGUAUGCUUAACGCAGAUCCAUCAAAAGUGAGUCUUCGCUCCAAGAAGAGAGGAUUGCCACAAUUAGGUACUUUGGGUGCUGGCAAUCAUUAUGCUGAAAUACAAGUAGUAGAUGAAGUCUAUGAUAAAUAUGCAGCUGGAAAAAUGGGCAUAGACAGAAUUGGCCAAGUUUGUGUCAUGAUCCAUUCUGGAAGCAGAGGCUUUGGUCAUCAAGUGGCGACUGAUGCACUUGUUCAAAUGGAAAAAGCUAUGAAACGGGAUCAAAUAGAGACAAAUGAUAGACAGUUAGCUUGUGCAAGAAUACAUUCAGUUGAAGGACAAGAUUACCUUAAAGCCAUGGCAGCUGCAGCAAAUUUUGCUUGGGUCAACAGAAGUUCCAUGACAUUCUUGACCCGCCAAGCAUUUGCCAAACAAUUUAAAAUGGCGCCUGACGAUCUAGACAUGCAUCUUAUAUAUGAUGUGUCUCAUAAUAUUGCUAAAAUUGAAGAACAUGUUGUAGAUGGCAAAGUAAAAACUCUCCUGGUUCACCGUAAGGGUUCCACAAGAGCUUUUCCACCUAACCAUCCCUUGAUACCAGUUGACUAUCAGUUGACUGGACAGCCUGUAUUAAUAGGAGGUACCAUGGGCACCUGCAGUUAUGUGUUAACUGGAACUCAUCAGGGCAUGACUGAAACUUUUGGAUCUACCUGUCAUGGAGCUGGUCGAGCUCUAUCUCGAGCUAAAUCUAGGCGAAAUUUGGACUAUAAAGAUGUUCUCUCAAAGUUAGAAGACCUUGGCAUUUCAAUCCGAGUAGCGUCACCAAAACUGGUCAUGGAAGAGGCACCGGAGUCUUAUAAAAACGUUACUGAUGUCGUUAACACGUGCCAUGCUGCUGGUAUCAGCAAGAAGACUUUUAAAUUACGGCCUAUUGCAGUUAUCAAAGGCUAA
Molecule: messenger RNA, 1521 nt
Organism: Arctia plantaginis
Lineage: Eukaryota; Metazoa; Arthropoda; Insecta; Lepidoptera; Erebidae
Source: the annotation of a GenBank genome assembly